UCUCAGCAGCAUGGAAGGGCGAUAACUGCAGACUGGGAGAUUGUGUGGACGAAGUUGAGGACUGAGGUGAUUACAGGCAAGCCCCAUGCCAACACGGUAGCCUCCUGUCGUUCUGGCUCCUAGAGCCUACAGUUUGAAUGACAUACCUUUACAAGAGCAAAAAUGAAAUUAGAAACAUUUGAAAUCCACUUCGAAAACCCUCGGGGAGUUUUUUCAGCAGGAGAUCAAGUGAAAGGACAUGUAAUUGUGAAGCUGCGCAACCCAAUGAAAAUUAGAAAAAUAAGUCUCUACUUCGAAGGGAGAUCAAAAUCUCAUUGGGAAGUUCGGCAUGGACGUAGCAAGACUGACUAUAGGGCGAACGAAACAUAUAUUUGUGAGACUUUUGAACUUUAUGAUAUGGGACAAGGAGGGGCAGAUCACCCUGCAGGAGAUCACAGUUACACCUUUUGUUUGCAGCUCCCCUCGACUUUGCCCUCAUCCUUUGAGGGGCGCCGUGGUUAUGUACGAUAUUUCUGCAAGGCCUCCAUCAACCGACCCUGGAAAUUUGAUGAACACACGAAACGAGCUUUCACUGUCAUUCAUCACCUUGACCUAAAUGUUGUACCAACAGCAGGAAUGCCAGUAUGGGGAGAGCAAGAUGAGACAAUCGAAGGCAUUUGCUGUUCUUCUGGAAAUGUCCAGAUAAGGCUAGCCCUAAACAAGACUGGCUAUGUUCCAGGGGAGCCAGUUAUUUACACUAUUGAUGUUUUUAACAAGUGUGACUUCAAUAUUGAACAAGUAGAGCUAGAACUGAAGCAGUUGGUAACAUAUACAGGCUACUCCAACUCCAUCUUCUCUUCUGGCCACCCAAAGCAUCACACAAAGCUUGAUACUUUUUCUCUCUUCUCCACGACCAACCGCAUUAAGAAAAACUGUGAAGAGCACAUCAAUCGAGCAGCUCCUGUUCCAGCCUUGCCCCCUUCAAGGCUUGAAGGAUGUGGCAUCAUUGACAUUUCAUACUUCGUAGGGCUGAAGGUUCAUGUGCGGUGGACUACUGUUACUUUGGAGAGAGAAAUCGUCAUUGGAACCGUCCCCAUGCGAUUUGUUCCCUCCAGAGAAUCAGCCAGCCCAGCUCGCUCCAUAGCAACUGCUCCCUCAGCUCCUCCCAUGGAGCCUCCACCCUAUUCAGAACCUCCCCCAUCAUAUGAAGAAAGUGUAUUCGGUCGUGUAGAGAUUCGUGAUGAAAAUGAUGAUGAACACACUUCAGGUCAGAUGGGUUGGGCCCCAUCUUACCCUGUCUACCACUAUGAUGCUGCACGGCAACAUUUUCAGAUUCUUCCAGCAGUUCCAGCACAAGAGGUUCCAUCUGGAGCUCCUCCAGCAUACAACCAGAUCUGAUCCUGAGAAUUUGUCAUUCCCAGCAUGUUACCACUCCUCAUGAAGUGCACUGAACAUGAAGCUAAACAGUUUCAAAAGUCAAGGUCACAUCUCUUCCUUUCAGUCUAUUCAUGCUUUUUCAAUUAUUUGCUUUUGAGAUUGGCUUCAUUUGACUGUAUGAUCUAAAUGUGUAAACAUUGAGAAACAGAUUCUCAUACUAAUGUCUAUAAGACAGUUAAGUUUGGAGAGAUCUUGUCUCAGAACAUUUUCUUGAACUCUUUGGUUGCAUGAGGUAACAUUAAUUUGUUUUCUUUUUUAGCAUAAAAGUAAUUAUAAGGCAUGUUUCCCCUUUGCACAUUAGGGGCAGUUUAUGUAAUAAAUGGAGAAACAAGCUCAUUCAACCCAGUCAUGGUCAGUGAUUUGAACAACCGAUCAGUUUCUUUUGAUUAAAUUUUCCUUUUUGAAGAUUUUCAAUAUUUGGGAAGAAAAAUCUCAGAAGCGUGUAUCUGUAGGGAGUGAUGCAUGUGCGUGUCUGUGUGUGUGUGGGCAUGCAUGCAAAUGGGUAUGUGUGUAGGCUCACACAUGUGUACUGUUAUGCAUACUUUUUGAGGAUUUUUUUUUAAUUAAGUGUAAAGAGCACAAUUUCAUCUUUCAGCCUUUUUGUUUCAUCUGUUUUUUGUUUCUCGGGGUUUUUUUUGCUGUUGUUUGUUGUCUUUAAGAUGUCUUGAAGAAAAUGGUUGUUGCAAGAACCUAACAUGGUCUGACAGCUUUGCAAAACCCCAGGAUUUUCAAACUACAAUAUAUUAAGACCACCCAUGUUAUCACCUUGUUAAUCUUAUUAGAUGCUCACUCUCCAUGCUUGGUCAGUUCUGCAUUAUGCAUGAUAGGUUCAGAAAUCCUUGCACUUAAAUAGUGCAUGUGAUGCAUAUGCUGUGAUGACACACAGUGUCUACACUGAUAUGUGCCAGCUCUUUCAUUUAUGGAAAACAAAUGACCAGUCGCACAAUGACUGUAACUGACGUUGACUUCACUAUAUGGAAAUGAUACCAAGUUCACAUUCAAAGAGGAAAUACCCUAUUGUGUGCCAAAGUAGUCUGGAUUAGCAUGGACUUCUGCACAAUACCCAGAGGACAGAACAAUACCCAGAGGAGUGGAUAAGACACUUUGCAACAAAUUUACUCUUGUGCAUGGAAAGUAUGUGUUUUGAUCAUGAUUUGCUGAACAAAUUUUUUUUUUCCAGAACAGUAAACUCAAUUCAGGGAUGUAAAACACUUUGCUCGUAGAAGACUUCAUUGAGACAGUUUUGAAGGAGUGAUAAUUGUAUAGCACUUACUGAGGAUAUUCAGGUAAAAACAAAUAGGAUCUUUGAAAUGUAUUUACUUUUAUUUACUCUUUGUGUGUGUGUGAGACAUGAGACUAUGUAAAGGCCUUUUUCUGAAGGCAAAUGUACUAUAGGUAACUUGCUACUGUUACUGUCAUUAAUGAACACUGUUACUUUUUCUACAUCAAAAUUUGUUUUGGUAGAUUAGCACAUUAAAAACAACUUUAAAACCUUUAUUUAAAAGACUUAAAUAAAGGAGUGUGGCAGAUGUAUAUGUGUGUGGGAGGGGAUCACAUGCAUGUCUGCAUGGUGCAUUGUGCAUGUGUGUAAACAAUGCAUUUCAAUCUCUACACAUCCUUUUAAUGUUUUUAUCUCCACCACCAGCUUGCUUUCGUUAUAUCAGUCCAUGUAUUUCAUCAUAUGAGUUGUUUAGGCUCUUUAAUUUUUGUUUGCAGAAGACAGGAAGCUAGUACGGGAUGGGGUAUUUGUACUAUUAGGACUAUUGUUAUUGGUAAUUAUGUCCAGAUCUUGGAUGAAAAUUAAUCAGUAAUCACUCUGCUAAAGCUGAAAGUAAAAAAGUAUAAUUAUUAGAUAUCUUAUGAUAUAACAAAGAAGCUGAUUUAUUUUAUUGGGCCAUUUUACUGGAUUAUGAACUUUGAUAUGUUUAUCUGCAAGUUAUCUGUUUAUGUUAAAAAAAUAAAGGUUAUGCAUGUGUGUGAAGAGAACGUUAAAGCACAAUACAUUCAAGCAUUAAAGCACAAUACAGCUUCAUAUUCAGUAUGUUCAUUGCUGGCUGUAACUUUUUGGAGUGGGAACUCAAAAUAUAGAGCAGUGCACAUACUGGUACAGGCUGGAAAAUGCCAUACUGCAUCUUCCCAAAAUUCUAGUAAGUACAAGCCCUUAUUUAGCAAGUGCACAAAACUAUGCAUAAGUCAAUGUUCUGGGCCUUUUCUGCUGCUGGCAAGGUAUUAAGACUGUGCUUUGAAAGAAAGAUUAAAUAUCUUCCCCACAAGCGCUGUGUAGGAGCUUUCUGGGAUCUGUUUUAGCAGAUUGCUUUGUGCUAGCUUUUGGUUCAAAGGAUUUAUUUUUGUCCAGUGGAAAUAUUCUUUAUUCUGUUUUGUUGCAUAGGAUUUCAUCAUAUGAAUGUUUCAGGCUCCCUUAAAUAGGAUUUUUUAUGUGAAUAUUGUUUGUUGUCCUGUUAUUUAGGAAAUUUUUAUGUAAUUAAGCUGUUGUUUCACUAUAGCUUUUCCUGUUGCAUCCGGAAGUCUAUAUGCCUUCACCAUUUGUGAUGUGAUCUCUUUAAUGGAUAUAUGCUUUUAUAUGUUUUCCAUUUAACAUGGCUUUUCUGAGAUAUGUAUAAUUAUAAAAUUUUCAGAUUGACAUCACAUCAAUGAAUUUCAGUGCUAUAGCAAGUAAUUGAGAUUCACCUGAAAUAUUUCUUUGCCAUUAUUUUGUCUGUUAUUACAAUGCAUUUUUGCCUGAAAGCUUUCUUUAUGUGUUUAGUAUUGAGAGUUAAUUUUUAGGAUCUGGUGAAAAGCCUGGUUACAUAAAUUCUCAUCUCUCCAUUCCAUACACAAGGGUGCUUGUACAAUCCAUUUACAGGCACGUAAAAGAUAGGGAACGGAAAUAAAGCAUGUUUGUACAGCUCAUCCUAGACCUUUAGUGUGUUGAAUGUCAUAAACAAUGGAAAGUGCACGUCGAAGUUUUUUUGUUUCUUUUCUAAUGAAUGAAAUUGACAUAUUUCAACAGUUUGCAGCUGUGUGUUAAGGUAUAAACAGAUGUUACCUUUGACAUUAGAUCACAUUGUUGAAUUUAAAACUUUCGAUGGUUCACAGCAGUAUUCCUGCAUUUGAUGUUUUGUGGCAUCUUCAAGUUUGAACCUUAAGCAUAAGGAACACCUCUACAGUGACAAAAGGAACUUGACAUUUUAGAAAUGGUUAUUGUCUGUCUUUCUCACAAACAUUUGAAAAACAUGUUUUGUAGGCUUAAUUUUUGAUUUUAUAUAGUUGAUGCUGAAGCCCACUUUCAGUUUGUUGUUUUCUUUAAUUUGUGUAGUUUGUUCUUUAAAAAUUAACAGGCUGCCUGAUAAAACAAGCAUGAUACUCACUUAUCUACAAGUCAUCAGUGACUGACUUACUGUUGCACUUUCUGUGCUUUGGUGCUUUCAAUAAUUUUUUUUAAAGAAGUAUUAGUAUGCUUCUAAUUGUGUUUCCCUUUGAUUUUUUUUUUAAUCCUGUGAUAUACAGCAUAUGAAAAUAGUCUGCAAAAUGGUCUUCUUUGGAGACAGCGUUGUAUUUAUAUGUAUCAACUGCAUUGCUUGUCCAAUGUCAUUUUGAUUUCCCAAGUCAUUGCUGGUAAGUGUUUGUGUCUGUCCUUGCCAGUGAUAACUGUUGAUGUUCACUACUUUUCUGUGCAUGCUGAGGUCUAAAUUUAAAUUUGUUUAAAAUAACUUUAGUCAUGCAUGAUAACUUGUUUAUAAAUGUAAACUUUAUUUUCACUUACACCUCCUUAUGCACGUAGUAUUGGUUGAGCAUAUAUGAACCUUACUGCGCACAAAAUGUGUAAAUAUGCUUUUUACUUAAAUUGUGCAUUUUUUAUUUUAUGAUAUUCUAUAGCUUCAAACUUGUUAAGAAGGUCUAUUCUUUAAUUUUCUAAAAAGUGUUUUACAGAGUUAUUAUGACAGGAUCUUCUUUCAUUAAGUUGUUUUACAAACAUUCAAUUUUUCAUGGAAGUAGUGAAAUCAUUUGAAAAUGGAAUCAUGUAAUGGAACUUAUUUCACACAAAGGGUAUCUAAGAAAAUAAUCCACAUUAAUUAUGAAGAGCAGUAAGUAGGCAGUGUAUUUAUAUCUAAAGAUAUGUCAGGCUCGAUUUACUAGACAAAAAUAGGUAAAACAUUUCAUUUCAACAUUUUCAUUUAUUAUUCUUGGGUUUAUUAUUUUGAUUGUUUAUCUUUUUUUGUUUUCUUUUAUAUUUCUGUAUUCUGAUAUGUGGAUUUUAAAAAAAUAAUUUCUCAUUGUUUUUUUUUUCAUGUCGUUUUUUGUUGUUUUUUUUUAGAAAAAAGCUUUGCAGUAUAUUUUGCCAUGUUUUUAUCGCAGAAGUAUUUGCUCGAACCUGUCAUUGUUUCCAGUUUUAUUGUAUUUUCUUGCCUAUUUAUAGCUAAACCUCAUUGUAUCUCUUUAUAUUUUUCCCUUUUUGAAAUACAUUCCUUAUUGAUAGAAGGAACUCCGUAGCUGCAUUGAAGCAGUUAUUGCCCUUGUCUGAUAACAAAAAAGUGUUCAAUAGGCAGGCAUAGACAGAGAUGAUCUCAUGAAUUUUAAUCGUCUCCACAAAGGAAGUAAGCACAUGGCAUAGAACACCAUCUUCAAAACCAAAUAGCAGCGACAGUUCAAGUCUUGUUGGUUUUCUGGAGCUGCAGACAUUAAGAGGCGCCAUUCUCAAUUCAGCUACUACUUAACAGUCACUUCUUAUAUUCCAGCUGCUGUCUGUUACUUUGGCUUUCUUGCUGGUGUCAUAUCUAUGCCAUGAGUAGAAAUCAUGAUGACCAAGUUUACUCACUUAGCGGUAUCAGGAAAUGAAAGCUAGUGCUUGUUUAUCCACAUUCUCAACUGACAGCCUUCCAAUUUCCAAAAUAAAGGCAUUUUGAUGACUGCUGCCUUUGAGCUUUUCUUUUUCCUUCUAUGAUGUAUUCUUCAGGCCUAUGAUAUUGGCUCACAACAUGGUGGGCUUUUUACAAAUUUAGUUUGCACAUUGCGAAGUCUUUCAAUUUUCAUUGAUAGGAUUUUCUACUAGCAUAACUGGGCCACCAGUUUAUUAUAAGUGCUUGCUAUUGACUUUGUGAUGCUGUUUUAUGCUGUACAUUCUUCAGUUGUUGUCUUUUUUAACCUAAGCACUUACAGUACUUGCCGAGAAUAAAAAACUGAGAUAUAUAUAUAUACCAAAUAAUUUUGUAUUCAGACAAAGGUCAGUUUUUGAAAACAAGGUAUUCUUAGGGGGUUGGGAUACAUUUUUCAUGUCCUGCUGACCUGUUUUAUUUUUAUUAACACUACUCUGCAGCUGAUUUGAUCCCUGCUCAGUCUUUUCUUGACAAUCCACUGUAUGCAUUCAAAAGAAGCCCAUAUUUCUACCUCUUUCAAGAUUUUAUCUAAAAAUACAUUAAUAAAGCAGUCACUGUGGAUGGCUUGAAAAUGAUUUAAAAUGGUCAUUUACUUUUAAUAAAGAUAAAGCAAAGAAAAUGAAGAGUACAAAUCUUUGGUGUCACUUGAAGAUACCUUUGGCGAAAACAAAUCCCUUGGUGACAAUUCAAAAAAAUCUGUUUGUCUGUUAUAUUUGAAACCUUGUAUCUGUUUUGUUAAGCUAAGGUACAUAAGAAAAAAGCUUUGAGGAUGCUUCCAGGGCUUCUGCUAAGGCUAAAUUAUUUGGGGUCCCAGGGACCCCUUCUUCAGAUUUUUAAGGGGUCCCUGUUCUUCCCACAACUUUGAAUGGGACCCCAUCGACGAAAAUUGAAGGGGUCCUCCGAACUUUUAAUGCGUACUGUACGCAAUUUUUUGCGUAAGCAGAAGCCCUGUGCUUCUAUUGAAGUUUUUCUAUGUUUAUUGUUACUAUAACAUUUCUACAUAAGUAAACAGAUAAACUGGUAGGUAUAUGUGCAGUCUCAGUUUGUAAACCUUUCAUCUGAAUCCAUACAAUUUUCACUUGAAUUCUUUUGGCACUUUCUUUAUUGUCUUUUUUAUGUGAGGCAGGGUACAGUGUAGGUUUAUAAUAUCAGUCCUUACAGGACAUAAUGUAAAUGGCCUAAAAGCAAGCACCUCAGCUCCAUCCAAAAAUGUGCAUAAAUAUAGUCAUUGUAUGUGAUCAUUGUGUAAACAUUUAAAUGUGGAUUUCUUUCAUUUCCUAGAGCUGCUUGAUUAGAGAGUAGCCUGUCUUGAUGUCACUACAGUUUUCAGUGUAAGCACCAAGUACAAUCGUGUUAAUCAGGUGUAAAGACAUUCCUGACCAAGCAGCUACUUUUUUCCUCCACAUUAAUGGCAUUUGUAUGCAAUAUAUGACCAAGACUCCACUGCUUAUGUUAGCUCACUUACUUUUUCUUGCUUAUUUCAUUUCACCAAUUUUAUAGCGCUUUGCUUUCACCAAAGGAAGUAGACAAGUCAAAUUUAGCUUUCCUUAAUGGAAUUCAGAAUGUAAAUCUUUUUUUUUCUUUUUUUUUUUUGAAGUUUGGAUUUUUAGUACUUAUUGGUGGACUUUUUCUUGAGAUAUGUUAUACAAAUGUGUCUUAAAGGGUUGCUUAUUAGUAAAAAGUCUUUUGGAGUAAAAAUACUGUUCACAUAAACUCAGUGAGCAUGCUUCCCAAACUUCCCUGCUAUGGCCUCUUCUUAAGGAAAGACAUAAAUUACCAAUCCUUAUCAAAUCUCUACAAACCUAGUCAUUAGAUUAAAAAAGGGAUUUACUUUUUUCUCAAGGAUAAAUAAUGACCCUUAAGGAAGCCAUUUUUUUAAUAUACUUUUGAAGAUUUGUUGAUUUUGAUUUUUUUUAAUUGAGGAACCUGCCACUGGCUGGAUUACCCUAACAGAAAAUGUCACCACUUGACCAGUGGCUAUUUUCUGUGAAAAAAGAGGAUAGGCCAGUGUCUGGUUAUGUACUUAUCUUCAUUUUAUCAACAGUCAAUAAAUACAAGCAUGAAGCAAUAUUUUAAAUUUGGUGUUUUGGGGGUUGAAGGGAGAAACACUUUAACAUGUUAAUUGUGAGGACAUAGGACAUAAUACUACUGGUGUUAUUACAUAAUCUUGAUGAAUGUCUUUAAGCAUUAACAUUAAAGAAUUGAUAAAUAAAAAAUACUUAAAUUUUAAUACUAGGUUGCAUUUGUGCAUCUUGUACAUAUUGGGAGGAAUGGGAGAGAGAGAGGGUGAGAGAGUAAGUGUGACGGGAAUCCUGUGGUUUUUUGUUUUUUUUUGAGGAGUUGAUAUUAUUUUGUUUUUCAGAAGAAGGGGAUAUGGAGAGGAUGGCCGUGUUCAAUGUUUUGCUUAUCAGAAUAAACGUCUAGUCAUUUUUAUGCAGCCCAUCUUUAGUGGCAAGUCUGUCUUUUUCAUUCAUUAUGAAACUUUACUGGAUGACUAUAUUUGCAUUUUUUUACCAAUUGACAUCAGAGCAUGGUAGUUAAUUUUUUGUCAGGGACUCUCAAGAGUGCUGUUUGGUUCACAAAUGUACAAUAUUACUCCUUAUUUAUUCUUGCAGAGGACUUGCUGGUUGCCAUUUGACAGUUUUUAUGACAAUAUUUUUCUUUUAAUGUAGUUGGUAAAGGUUGAUAAAGGUAAUCAACAGUACUGCAUGUAAAUUCUUUUAUAAAUUGGCUGUCAGAUGCAUUUAUCUUUGACUGCCAGCUGUGAAAAUAAGAAGUUACUAACAAGACAUGAGGUUUGUAUAAGGCUGUUAUGUAAUGUCUGCAAAUGAACUUUGUUUAUUAGUGUAGUUAAAAUGGUAUAGCUAGAAAAAGAAUGAAUUCAGCAUUGAUACCAUCUGUAUUACACGUCAUUUCUUUGCAAGUAUGUUUUUGUUGUUUUACUGCAUUAAAAGAACAACUGUACCUCUUGUACAAAACCAAGUACUGAUUGAU
Pomacea canaliculata is the source of this 9284-nucleotide messenger RNA. RefSeq names its product arrestin domain-containing protein 17-like. Gene Ontology annotation, biological process: protein transport. The record is from RefSeq and is a predicted model, not a curated record. Lineage: Eukaryota; Metazoa; Mollusca; Gastropoda; Architaenioglossa; Ampullariidae. The transcript has 8 exons. Gene Ontology annotation, cellular component: cytoplasm. The coding region runs from base 163 to 1377 and encodes 404 amino acids.